ACAAAGAAAGUCGUCACUCUUCGGGAACAACACAUCCCGAAACUCUCAUCUUUCUACACUCUUCCAAAACCACCAUCUUCCUCCUCAUCAUCCGCAAUGUCAGAGAACCAGUCAGAAGAAGUCCAGCAAAUCGAGAAGCUCUACGAGUUCAGUGAGCGCCUCAAUGCGUCCAAGGACAAGUCUCAGAAUGUUGAGGAUUAUGAGGGGAUUAUCAAGAUGUCCAAGACGAGUAUGAAGGCAAAGCAGCUUGCGUCGCAGCUAAUCCCUCGCUACUUCAAGUUCUUCCCUAGUCUCUCCACUGAAGCUUUCGAUGCGCAUAUGGACUGUAUCGAUGAUGGAGAUCUUGGGGUACGGGUUCAAGCCAUCCGUGGGCUCCCACUAUUCUGCAAGGAUACACCAGAUAUUAUAUCUAAGAUUGUUGAUGUUCUUGUGCAACUUCUGAAUACUGAGGAACCUGUGGAGCGUGAUGCUGUGCAUAAGGCUCUGAUGUCAUUGUUACGGCAGGAUCCAAAAGCAUCGUCGACUGCGUUGUUUACCCAUGCGGGGGUUACUCCAACUACUGAUGAUCAAAUUCGCGAAAAGGUCUUGAAUUUCAUCAGAGAUAAGGUGUUUCCUAUUAAAGGAGAACUCUUAAAGCCUCAAGAGGAAAUGGAAAGACAUAUAACAGAUUUAAUUAAACAGAGCCUAGAAGAUGUAACUGGAGGAGAAUUUAAAAUGUUUAUGGAUUUUCUGACAAGUUUGAGUAUAUUUGGAGGGAAAGCUCCUCCAGAAAGAAUGCAAGAACUUGUAGAAAUUAUCGAAGGACAGGCGGAUUUGAAUGCACAAUUUGAUGUUUCGGAUACAGACCAUAUUGACAGGUUUAUAUCAUGCCUGCAAUUGGCUCUUCCCUUUUUUGCGAGAGGUGCUCCAAGCAGCAGGUUUCUCAACUAUUUAAAUAAACACAUAGUACCUGUUUUUGACAAGCUUCCAGAAGAGAGGAAGCUUGAUUUGCUCAAAGCUCUUGCUGAUAUUUCUCCAUACACAACCGCUCAGGAGGCCAGGCAGAUGCUUCCUUCAAUAGUUCAACUUUUAAAGAAAUACAUGCCUGCUAGGAAGACUGGAGAGGAAAUGAACUUCACAUACGUGGAGUGUUUGUUGUACGCGUUUCAUCACCUAGCACACAAGGUUCCGAAUGCAACAAACAGCUUGUGUGGGUAUAAGAUUGUGACUGGUCAGCCAUCAGACAGGCUGGGGGAGGACUUUUCGGAGUUGAACAAGGAGUUCACUGAGAGAUUGACCACUGUUGAAGAUCUAACCAAGGCAACAAUGAAGAAGUUAACUCAGGGAAUGUCUGAGCACAACAAAGCCAUGUCGGCUGCUAAGACAGAUGAAGAGAAGGCAAGCGUUAAAACAAAGAAGCAGAAUACUACAACUGGACUUAGGACCUGUAAUAACAUAUUGGCUAUGACGAAGGUGAACAUCUCAACAUCUUGUCUCUUCGUUUGUUUUCUAUUGUUCAGAAGAGGCAAAUUAAGCUUGGGGACAAAUUGUUAUAUGAAACAGCCAUUGCAUGCAAAAGUGCCUUCAUUUAUUGGAGAUACUAAUAUCAACCUUUCUUGGAAAGAAGCCACAAAGCCCUUAGCCUCAGCAACAACAACAAUCGGAGGAAAACGGCCUGCUAGUAGCAACAACGGAAGUGGUAACAAUGUUGCAGCAAAGAAGGGACGUGUCUCGGGUGCUAUGCAUAGCCAGCUUGUGAACAAGGCUUUCGAGGGAAUUUCAGCAUACGGCGGAGGUAGAGGUGGAAACCGAAGUUGGGGAAGACGCGGAGGUGGUCGCGGAAGAGGACAAGGCAGAGGUCACUGGUAAUAAUAAGCUUCCAUGAGAGGAUUCAAUGACUAUGUUCCUGCAUUUGUCAGUAGGAGUUUUGAUUUGGUAAUUGCUAGAGGUUUGGGAUUUAUCAUAUCAGAACAAAAUCGUAUGUGUCUUUCUUUAUGGAGAAUACUAUUCAAGUAUUAAUGACCUUAGUUAUAUAAUCUUGAGUUCCA
Eutrema salsugineum is the source of this 2027-nucleotide messenger RNA. Its product is annotated as apoptosis inhibitor 5-like protein API5. The record is from RefSeq and is a predicted model, not a curated record. Gene Ontology annotation, biological process: regulation of programmed cell death. Lineage: Eukaryota; Viridiplantae; Streptophyta; Magnoliopsida; Brassicales; Brassicaceae. Bases 97 to 1848 code for a protein of 583 amino acids. The transcript has 16 exons. Gene Ontology annotation, molecular function: mRNA binding. Gene Ontology annotation, cellular component: nucleus.